Molecule: messenger RNA, 5496 nt
Organism: Paraphaeosphaeria sporulosa
Lineage: Eukaryota; Fungi; Ascomycota; Dothideomycetes; Pleosporales; Didymosphaeriaceae
Product: DNA-directed RNA polymerase-like protein I subunit
Exons: 3
Coding region: 67-5223 (1718 amino acids)
Biological process (GO): DNA-templated transcription
Cellular component (GO): RNA polymerase I complex
Molecular function (GO): DNA binding; DNA-directed RNA polymerase activity
Source: RefSeq, a predicted model, not a curated record
GUCGCAUUGCGCUGCAACUUCUCAAAAGACACGGGACGCGGGUGCAGCGCGCGCCAAUUUCCAACCAUGAACCCGUCGCUCCCCGUCGCCUCUGCCAUCAGUGGCGUGGAGUUCCAAUUCUUCUCCGCGCAAGACGUCCGAACCGUCUCGGUGAAGCGCAUAUCCAAUCCGACCACCUUUGACUCCCUCCUGCACCCAGUCCCGGGAGGUCUGCACGAUGCUGCCUUGGGAGCUUUCCUAGACAACAUAUGCGCAACAUGCGGCCUCACCACCAUGAACGGCUGCCCGGGCCACUGCGGACACAUCGAGCUUCCCGUUCCCGUCUACCACAUCAGCUUCCUCGAUCAGCUUCUGCGCGUCCUCCGAGGAAAGUGCUGUUACUGCCACAACUUUAAACUCUCCCGCGCCCAGGUCAACGAAUACGCUGCAAAACUUCGACUCCUGCGGCACGGCUUGAUAGAGGACGCGAAUGGCAUGCAUGAGCACGUUGACGCCAACAAGGGGAAGACCAGCAAGCAAGUCGACUCAGACGAUGACGAGCAGGACGAGGAUGGCAUCAUUGCCGAGCGGAAUAGCUAUGUCAAAAAGUGCAUGAAGCGCGCGGGCAUCUCCAAGCAUGAUGCGCACUCGCGGAGCAAGAUGACCGAGGCCGUUUCCGACGCCAGGCGCCAAGUCAUCAAAGACUUCUAUGGCGCUAUUUCCGUGGGCAAGAAGUGCAAGAACUGCCAGGGUGUCAAUCCCACCUUCCGCAAGGACCGAAGCGUCAAGAUCUUCCGCAAGAACCUCAGUGAGAAGGAGAGGGUGCAGAUGGCCACAUUGGAGAAGAGGAUGGAGAACCCGCUCGACAUUCUGCGACGGAGAGACGAGAGGGCCAAGAAGCAGACCGUACACGAUGACGAGGGCGUUGCAGACCUCUCCGAGGAGGACGACAUCGCCGACAUGCUCGAUGCGCAAGAGGCCGACGGCUCCUUGGUGGCAUCUGAGUCCAUGACAGCUUCCAAGACAAAGACAAAGUCCGCAGCGGCUGCGCGCGACAACGUCCAAGAAUACAUCAACGCCUCGGAAGUCCACGCGCACAUGGUGCUGCUGUUCGAGAAUGAAGCCGAAAUCCUGCGACUACUCUACAGCCCCUACGCGCAUUCCAAAGCAUCAAUGGCCGAGGUGAAUGCGGAUAUGUUCUUCUUCAGGAACGUCAUAGUCCCGCCCAACAAAUACAGGAUGGAAGACAAGACUGGAGACUCCAUUGCUGAGAACCCGAGGAACUCACUCUACAAGAACGUUUUGAAUGCUUGCGAGUCGAUGCGUCAGAUCACCCGAGAGAUGCGCGGAGCGGAGAAUGAAGCAGGCUACAGGCGACGCGAUUUCGGCGACCUGCAAAACAUCUGGGUCACUCUCCAGGGUGCUGUCAACUCGCUGGUCGACAAGGAUGCGAACCCGGCGUCCGGCCUUGCUGGGAAGAACAGUGCAGAUGGUGUCAAGCAGCUCCUGGAGAAGAAAGAAGGUCUCUUCCGCAAGAACAUGAUGGGCAAGCGCGUCAACUUCGCCGCUCGAAGUGUCAUCUCUCCGGACCCCAACAUUGAAACCAACGAGAUUGGUGUACCACCUGUAUUCGCACAGAAACUGACCUUCCCGGAACCCGUUACGAAUCACAACUUUUACGACAUGAAAGAGGCUGUGCUGAACGGACCCGACAAAUGGCCGGGAGCUGUCGCUAUUGAGAACGAGUACGGCCAAGUCGUUUCAUUAAGGAAGAAGAACUACGAAGAGCGACAAGCCUUGGCUAACCAAUUGCUUGCGCCUUCCAAUGCUUUCUUGAACGGAUCCAAGAACAAGAAGGUUCAUAGGCAUCUCGUCAACGGCGACGUGGUCAUUAUGAACCGUCAGCCAACACUCCACAAGCCUUCCAUGAUGGCACAUCGUGCUCGCGUUCUACCUGGCGAAAGGACGAUCCGCAUGCACUACGCCAACUGCAACACAUACAACGCCGAUUUUGAUGGUGAUGAGAUGAACAUGCAUUUCCCACAGAACGAGCUGGCUCGAGCGGAAGCAAAUCUCGUAGCCAACACCGACAACCAGUACCUUUCUGCAACUGCAGGAAAGCCUCUAAGAGGUCUUAUCCAAGAUCACAUCUCCAUGGCCGUAUGGCUGACAAGCAAAGAUAUGUUCUUCACGCGAGAAGAAUACCAAGAGCUGCUGUACUCCUGUCUGAGGCCUGAGAAUGGACACACGACUUCAGGUACUUUGGUCACCCUUGAACCCACGAUAUGGAAGCCCCGUCCGCUGUGGACAGGAAAACAACUCAUCACUACAGUAUUGAAGAACAUCCAGCCAGCAGACUACCACGGUUUGACUUUGACGUCGAAGUCGCAGACAAACAAAAAUCUAUGGGGUCCGUUCACCGAAGAGCAAGAGGUCAUCAUACAGGAUGGCGAGCUCCUAUGCGGUAUCCUUGACAAGAGCCAAAUUGGUCCAGCAGGUGGCGGUCUAGUGAACGGCAUCUACGAAGCUCAUGGAGCCAGGUCUGCCGGUCAAGUACUCAGUGUUCUUGGUCGGUUGCUAACGAGGCUAUUGAACAUGCGUGCAUUCUCUUGCGGUGUUGAAGAUCUCAUUCUCACACGGGAAGGUGACGAAGCGAGACUGCAGGAGCUCAGGAAAGCGGAGAAGGUCGGGUUUGAAGUUGCCUCAAGCUACGUAACACUGGAUUCGAGCAAGAUCACACCGACCAACAAGGAGUUAAAGAGACGACUGGAACAGGUGCUCCGGGACGACUCCAAGUCGAAAACGCUUGAUAUGCUCACCAACGGUGCAUCGGCCAAGAUUUCUUCAGCUGUCACUCAAGCGUGUCUGCCCCAUCAGCUCAUCAAACUUUUCCCGAAGAACCAGAUGCAGACCAUGACAGGCUCUGGAGCGAAGGGUAGUCUGGUCAACGCCAACCAGAUUUCGUGCAAUCUCGGCCAGCAGGUUCUUGAAGGUCGACGUGUCCCAAUCAUGAUCAGUGGCAAGUCGCUCCCCUGCUUCAAGCCAUACGAGACCAGUGUUCGAGCCGGAGGUUACGUCGUCAACCGUUUCUUGACCGGAAUCCGGCCGCAGGAGUACUACUUCCAUACCAUGGCUGGCCGAGAAGGUCUCAUUGAUACCGCUGUCAAGACCUCGCGUUCAGGGUACCUCCAGCGAUGUGUCAUCAAGGGCCUGGAGGGUCUUCGCGUCGAGUAUGACACGUCAGUCCGUGAUUCCGAUGGUAGUAUGGUCCAGUUCUUGUACGGAGAAGAUGGUCUCGAUUCCACGAAACAAAAGUACCUCAAGGAUUUCAAGUUCCAGGCUGAGAACUUCUGGUCAUUGACCGAGUCUCUCCAGCUUGGAGACGCCUACGAGAAGGUCUUCAGCGAAGAGGCCACGGAGUACACCAAGUCCGCCUACAAGAAGUACAAGAAGAGCGGAAAACUCUCCGCCAAGGGUCCGGCUCUCGCAGAGUAUCCUCCCAGUCGCUUCAGUGGAAGUACCUCGGAGGCCUUCUACGCUGCGAAAGCUGAAUACCUCGACAAAAACCCUGAUGGUCUGAUCAAAAAGAAGAAGUCGGACGCAUCCGGUGACAUCCUGCGGAGAAACUUCGAAAGAAUCUUGGACGUCAAAUACCUACGCUCACUGGUCGAACCAGGAGAAGCUGUCGGUGUGGUCGCCGGUCAGUCCAUUGGCGAGCCUUCGACUCAGAUGACACUGAACACCUUCCAUUUGGCUGGUCACGCUGCCAAGAACGUUACUUUGGGUAUCCCGCGUCUUCGAGAGAUUGUCAUGACUGCUAGUGCCAACAUCAGCACCCCCUCGAUGACGUUGUAUCCUCAUAAAGAGAUGCCAGUCAGUGACAUGGACAAGUUUGCCAAGAGUAUCAGCCGCCUUCCUUUGUCGUCAGUGUUGGACAAGGUCACCGUGACUGAGAAUGUCGGCACCGGUACACAGUUCACCCAAGCCCGCCAGUACAAGAUCCGACUUGACUUUUACCCUGCCAAGGAGUACACGCAAGAGUAUGCCAUCCAGGUCCGCGACGUUGCUGAGUCGAUCGAGAAGAAGUUUUGCCCCCGAUUGCACAAGAUGGUUCGCAUGGAUCUCAAGAAGAAGGGUGAGAACAGAUCACUUUCCACAGCCAGAUCAGGGGGUGUUCCUACCAUCGGCGAAGCCUCUGGCAGCAUCGAGCAACAAACCAUUCGCCAAGAUGAUGCUGGCGAGGAAGGUGGCAGGGACGACGAUGUGAUGAGCGAUGAUGGUGAGGCGGAAGGCGACGCAACUGACGCCAAGCAGCGAGGCCGGCGUGAAGAUAGCGUUGAGUUUGACGCCCCCGAAGAAGGCGAGCAAGCUGCCGAAGACGUCGAUGCAGAAAGCGAGGACGAAACCUAUGGCGGUAGCCCCAAGGCCUCUCGUGCCUCCACCCCAGAGGCCGGGUCCGACGACGAGGACGCCGGGCCUCUGGUACCUUCCGAAGAGUCCUCCGAAAUCCGUGAAGGGCGCGUAACCCACGCCUGUGCCGACGUCUCCACCUUCAAGUUCGACGACAAAGCCGGUGCCUACUGCGAAAUCACCUUCGAGUAUAGCGUGCACACGCCCAAGAUCCUCAUGCUCAACCACGUCGAAGCCGCCGCCGAGUUCGCCACCAUCCACGUGAUCCCCGGCAUCACCAGCGCCGUGCUCGUCACCAAAGACUCGGGCACCGGAAAAGACCUCGACGAGCCCUACAUCCUCACCGAAGGCUCCAACCUGAUCGCCAUGCGCGACUUCGGCCACAUCAUCGACACCUCGCGCAUCGCCACCAACGACAUCCACUCGAUGCUCCGCCUCUACGGCGUCGAAGCCUGCCGCUCCUCCAUUGUCAAGGAAAUCCACGCCGUCUUCAGCGGCCACGGCAUCAGCGUCGACCAGCGCCACCUCAGUCUCAUCGCCGACGCCAUGACCAAGGGUGGCGGUUUCACGGCGUUCAACCGCAUCGGCAUGAAGAGCAACCCGUCGCCGUUCAUGAAGAUGAGCUUCGAGACCACGGUGGGCUUCCUGAAGGAUGCCGUGCUCGAAAAGGAAGCAGAGGCCCUGGAUAACCCCAGCGCACGGAUUGUGGUGGGCAAGCUGGGUUCGAUGGGCACGGGGAGCUUUGAUGUGCUUGCGCCGGUGCUUGUGCAGGAUCCGCUCCGGGAGGAGGUGCUGCCGACGGUGGACGAGGAUGUCGAGAUGGAGGAUGCGUAAUGGUGCUGUUAUCGUGUAUUGCUGAUUUUGCUUUGGCGUUCUGGCGGCAUGGACGGGGUUUGGAGCAUGUUUAUGUGUCAUGUUACGUUGCGCCAUGUAAAAGUUGAGUCUGUCGGUGCUUUGAAGAUAUUGCUGGCUAUGCCGUAUGGAUUCGCUCGGCUUAGCCUCCGCAGUUGAGCAGAAUACAAUCAGAAUUGUCCAUGUACAGUUCCGCCGAGUGUGGCCCACGUUUGAUUACAACACACAACCACCGGCCCAAAAGCCACAGCCACG